Molecule: messenger RNA, 357 nt
Organism: Plasmodium gallinaceum
Lineage: Eukaryota; Apicomplexa; Aconoidasida; Haemosporida; Plasmodiidae
Product: CDGSH iron-sulfur domain-containing protein, putative
Exons: 4
Coding region: 1-357 (118 amino acids)
Cellular component (GO): intracellular membrane-bounded organelle
Molecular function (GO): 2 iron, 2 sulfur cluster binding
Source: RefSeq, a predicted model, not a curated record
AUGAGUUGGGGACAAUGGUGGCCUCACGAUCCGGUAGUAAAAACGGAUUUAGUUGAUCCUUACCUUGUUAAAGUAGAAAAAAAAAAGGUUUAUUGGUAUUGUACUUGCGGUACUAGUAAAAUUCAACCAUGGUGCGAUGGAUCACAUAAAGGAACAGGAUUUAAGCCAUUAAUGUAUAUUCCUCAAUCUAGUGGGUAUAGACUUUUAUGUGGAUGCAAACAAAGCUUACAUAAACCACACUACGAUUUUACUGACUUAUGGGUUCGAGCAAAUAGAAAUGUUCCUAAAGCUGCUUUAUUUACAUAUGUUGCACUUUUUUCGUUUGGUAUUAUGACAACAUGGUUAUUUCAUCCAUAA